Acyrthosiphon pisum (pea aphid) is the source of this 507-nucleotide messenger RNA. RefSeq lists its product as uncharacterized. Lineage: Eukaryota; Metazoa; Arthropoda; Insecta; Hemiptera; Aphididae. The record is from RefSeq and is a predicted model, not a curated record. The transcript has a single exon. Bases 1 to 507 code for a protein of 168 amino acids.
AUGUCCCCCAUGAAGACCAGCACUAUCCCAAGAUUGGAGUUAUGUGCGGCCGUCCUCCUGGCCCGUUGGUUGACUCGCCUCCGCUUCAACGGGAUCUUUGCAUGGUCGGACUCCCAGAUAGUGUUGUCAUGGUUGGUUAACCCUCACACGUGCUUCAAGGUGUUUGUCUCGAACCGGGUGCACUUGGUCCGUCAACUGGUGCCGUCCUGCCGAUGGGGUUACGUCCGGUCAUCCGAGAACCCGGCGGAUUGCGCCUCCAGAGGGUUAUUGCCGUCAGACUUGGUUAAGCAUUUACUAUAUUGGUCGGGUCCUGCUUUCCUCAAGGACAAUGUUGACACUUGGGACAUGUCGGUCUCGGCAGUGCCGAUUGAACAGCUACCGGAAGCGAAGGUCACUUCGCUAUCGGUCCAAAUCGACCCUGAGGGGGAGUGGUUUAGUCGAUUCUCCUCAUAUCAUAAUAUGGUCAGAGUGGUUGCCUGGAUGCGUCGCUUUGUAGGCAGAGCCUGA